UUUUUGGUUUAUCACUUCUGUGAACAAGAAGAAUAUCCAUGGCUUCCUCUAGUUUCCAAAGAAACAAGCAUUCUCCUUCCUCUGUGAUCUGUUUCUUCAAGAUUGUUCUCAGACAAAGCCUUGAAGAUGGAAACCUUAAGUUUCCAAAAGAGUUCAGUAUGAAAUACGGUGACGGUGUUCCAAAUCCAGUGUAUCUGAAGCCUCCAGAUGGCACUGCAUGGAAGAUAGAUUGGUCUGAGUAUGAUGGUGCGAUUCAAUUUGAAAAUGGUUGGAAAGAAUUUGCUUCAUAUUACUCUUUGGAUCAUGGCCAUAUGAUGUGGUUUGAGUACAAUAAAACUUCUAAAACAUUGUAGUACACAUUUUUGACAUGACUUGCCUUGAAAUAGACUAUCCUUCCUUGGAUCACAUCGGCGAUGACGAUUCGAUUGAGAUCUUGAAUGAACUGCCGCCACGAGGGCCGGCCGAGGAAAACAGAGAAAGCAGCACCAAAGACACCAUCUGCUUGUACAAGUAAAAUGUUCACAAGUUCUGCCCAAACUAUAGUGAAAUGGUGCCCUGAAAUAGACUAUCCUUCCAAGGACCACAUUGAUGAUGACAACAUGGUUAAGGUUGAGAAUGAACCGCCACGAAGAGG
This is a messenger RNA of Arachis duranensis, 634 nucleotides long. RefSeq names its product B3 domain-containing protein At3g18960-like. The record is from RefSeq and is a predicted model, not a curated record. The transcript has 2 exons. NCBI's taxonomy places the organism in Eukaryota, Viridiplantae, Streptophyta, Magnoliopsida, Fabales, Fabaceae. The coding region runs from base 39 to 353 and encodes 104 amino acids. Gene Ontology annotation, molecular function: DNA binding.